This is a messenger RNA of Patiria miniata (bat star), 828 nucleotides long. Its product is annotated as collagen alpha-1(X) chain-like. The coding region runs from base 1 to 828 and encodes 275 amino acids. The transcript has a single exon. Gene Ontology annotation, molecular function: protein binding. NCBI's taxonomy places the organism in Eukaryota, Metazoa, Echinodermata, Asteroidea, Valvatida, Asterinidae. The record is from RefSeq and is a predicted model, not a curated record.
AUGAAGAUCUGUGUGGCCACCAUUCUGUCAAUCGCCCUCCUUCUGGGUAACUCUGUCAAGCUCCAAGCUUCCGUUACAGGGCCGGUUCCCUCGGACGGUGAUGGUCCUGCGUCGCAGGCGUGUCAGCAGUGCUGUCAGGGACCUGCCGCAAUACCCGGCAUACCAGGUCUGCCUGGCCCAGCAGGACCGAUGGGGCCGUACGGUCAGCAGGGGUCAAAGGGCGAUGCAGGUCAAAAAGGUGAGAUUGGCCCGAUUGGACCUAUGGGUGAGCGGGGAGCACCUGGGAACCCUGGGUCUAAAGGUGAUGAUCUAAUUGGCCUACCUGGCAAGAUAGGUCCUAGAGGUCUAACGGGUUUAGUUGGAACAACCGGGGAAACUGGUGUCAAAGGUCAAAAGGGUGAGCCAGGGGAGACACCAGACAACUCCAACCAGCGGGUGGCAUUCACAGUAAGGAGGACGGGCCCUUCGGAUACCUUUACGAAUUACGACUCCAAUUUGCCCUUCGAUGAGACCAAGACGCUUCUACCGGGUACCAGCUUUGGCCUAGAGACCGGUACAUUUACCUGUAGAGUGCCGGGCACCUAUGUGUUUACGUUUUCUGUGCUCCAAUACACUUCAAGCACUACCCUUACCGUUUGCCUACAGAAAAACAACGACGUGGUUGUCACUGGCUAUAGCGGUGAUUCAGGUAGUCAAGAGCAGGUGUCGGGGAGCGCAGUGCUGGUUCUACAGAUAGGGGACACGGUGUAUCUAAGCAUGGUCGGUAAGGCGGGUAGUAGUUCCCGUGGAUACACCUCAUUUAGUGGCUUCCUCCUUUACGCCGAAUAA